This is a messenger RNA of Caenorhabditis elegans, 1399 nucleotides long. RefSeq names its product UNC93-like protein MFSD11 (gene Y39B6A.29). The transcript has 10 exons. The record is from RefSeq and is marked reviewed. Bases 19 to 1380 code for a protein of 453 amino acids. Lineage: Eukaryota; Metazoa; Nematoda; Chromadorea; Rhabditida; Rhabditidae. Gene Ontology annotation, cellular component: membrane.
AGUAAUUAACCGAAAAAAAUGGCUCCAACCACUCGAAGGUAUGAGCUUUUGAGUGCUGCAAUGCUGGGAUUCGGGCAUUUAUGUAUUAUGGUUGGAUAUGAUUCUGGAUCAUUCGUGUUGGAAUCCGUCAUCCACUCAAUCCACGAAAGAACCCCGAAGGCAAUAGGAAAAUAUGCGGGAUACUAUGGACAGGCGGUAAUGUACAUUAUCUACAUGAUUGGAUGCCUAUUUUCACCGUCAAUUCUGAAUGAAAUUGGCGCAAAGUAUAUAUUGAUAUGCUCCGCGAUAUGUUUCGCAUCGUUUCCACUGGGAUUCUUUUUUGUAAAUUCCUAUUACUAUUAUUUUUCACAAAUGUUGCUGGGAUUUGGCUAUGCAUUGUAUUACCAAGGACAUGGCGGUUACCUGACUUCCCACUCAACACGUAAGACCAUCGAAUCUAAUAUUAACAUUGCGUGGUGUGUCGGAUGCAUUUGCCUAUUACUGUCGUCUGGGAUUUUGGCGACGGUGACUCACAUGACAUUGGAUUCUCGGGAAAUUAUGCAAAAUUUGAAGAAUUCCACAGAAUUUGAACCAGUGGAGCGAAGAUUCAGCGAUUUGGAAAUAAAACUUCUGUUCGGUGUGUUCCUUGGCGCCAGUGUACUAGGAAUCGUCAACUUUAUCUCAUGUCCUGGAAAAGAUGUGACAAAUUGUAUUCAGGAGACCAAAAAGAAAGGAACAUUUAUGGAAGGAUUUAAACAAACCUGCUCGGCACUGACCUCCAAAAGCAUGCUCCAACUUUUCCCACUGUUCACAGUGCUCGGGACUAGCUCCUCAUUCUGGUUAUCCAUUUUCACAACUGCCAUGAAUUUUACGGCUGCUAACUCGAAUUUGACAUAUCUCGCAGCAAUAUACCCAUUGAGUGUUGGAGUUGGAGAAAUUGGAACCGCUCUAUUCAUCACCCAAAUGAGCCGACGUUUCAAAGACUUCAGCCUGCAGCCGACAAUGUUAAUUGGGGCAAUUUUCUCGAUUCUGGGAUUUGGUUUGGUGCACGUUUCUACACCAUAUGAUGCUCCAAUGAGACCGACACAAGAGGUUCCUCUGCUUUUUGGACACAGCUACCUUGUGAUCUCCGUCAUUGGCGUGAUAGUUGGAAUUGGUGAUUGUUGCUUGAACAGCUGCCGAUCUGUGAUUUGUGCUCUGGCAAUGCCUGAUCGGAGAGCUCAAGCUUUUUCAAUUUCCAAACUUUAUCAGGCCCUGGGCUCUUGUGUACUGUUCUUCGCAAGUCCCAUCAUUCCAUUGUAUGUCUAUACAAUUGGUGUCUCAAUUCAUUUAAUAAUCGCUAAUGUGUUCUUUAAUAUAACUGCCAGAAGAACUCAAACAAUGGAGAAAGAUAUGCAAUAAAUUUUCAGUAUCGAAAAAA